AUGAGGAUCUUUUUCUUGCUCUUCGGUCUUAUCAUCCCCGUCGCAUAUCUCGCGCAGCUAAAUAUGCGCGAUCCAUUAAGCCAAUCGGGUAUCCAAUCCCCGCAUAAGGACUAUGGCAACAGCGUAGUGGACUCCCCCUAUUCUCCCCAGAGUGUAUUUAAGAGACCGGAUAGAUCGGAUUUUGAGCCCACGACAUCCAAAGCGAGUAUCCCACUGACUGUCAUGAACUCGAGUAACGAUCCUAUUGAUGACCCUCAAUCACCGUUAAUCCCUGGUAAACGCCCGCCUCCUGUACGCGUCUCCUUCUCGCGUCAGACCCAUAGAUCGAGGAGUCGACUCACGAACAUCGAUAAUGCCCCGCCGACGUCCGGGCCUAUCGGCGGAGGUGGAGUUCCUCUUGGUGAUCGCGUACAUUCGGUUCCAGAAUCUACUACAAGGAUGAGCAUGGCUAUUCCGACAGGCUUACCUAGUCCAGAGGCUACACCUCUGCCAAUCGUUCCGCUAAUCGUGCUAUGCAUUACUCUGAUGGGGGAAUUUCUAAGUGCAAAUGUAUCUGCUCCAUGGGCUUUCUUCUUGGUCGAGAGCUUCGGAACCUUCGAACCGACCGAGGUCGGCUUAUGGACUGGUAUUCUCGUCUCGGUCUUCUUUAUCUCUCAGUUCCUUACUUCUCUUCUCUGGUCCAGCCUUGCGGAGCGUUUCGGACGACGCGUCGUACUAGUCUCAUCACUCCUUGGAAGUGGAUUCACAUGCAUUGCAUUUGGAAUGUCCAAAUCAUUUAAGUUUGCUGUUUUCGUUAGACUUCUGCAAGGCGCGUUUGGUGGAGCUGUUGGCGUGGCUCGCGGAAGUGUCGCAUUGAUCUCGGAUUCGAGCAACGAAGCUCAAGUGUAUGCCAUUUUGGGAUUUUGCUGGGGAUUAGGAGGUGUGGCUGGCGCGAUCAUUGGGGGCGUUUUCGAAAAUCCUACCAAAAAAUGGGAUUUGUUCGCCCGCCUACCCGUGUUUGUCGAGUUCCCUUACCUGUUACCUACCCUUGUAGCCGCAUCCAUCACCAUUAGUGGCGGGCUUUUGGCAUUAACUUUGGAUCACGAUGGAGGACCUCGACCUCGUUCUGGGAUAAUAUCUGCAAACACUGAAGGAACUAGUGCAGCUGAAAUUGGGGCCCUCCCAGUUGAGCAUUCUCCGACGAGGGGCCUGAACGAAGGCUCUGUUCUCAGGGGUAAUUCGACUCUCGAGACAUGCUCGAUUGAAUAUGGAACGAUGAACAACAUUGAACAGGCUGAAAUCAACAGAUCCGGUAUACCUUUUGGCGAGCGUACCUGGACUCUGUCAUCUGCCGUAAGUGGGAACUCUGGGUAUGGCGAGCCGUAUCGCAGCCAUUUUGGGAAUGGGUUCCGCCACAGGUUCAGCACAGCAAGCUUGGUUGCAGCUGCCGCAAGGCGCCGAGCAGGAAUUGAUGAGGAUCUGGGAGGUAUGCGCAUCGGAAACGACUCCGAGGGACAGGAAGCGCGCUUGGCAGAACGGAUGGUUAUGGCGAAUGAAUUGACGGUGACGUCUAUUGGUGACCUAUGGGUCGCUUCUGCGCUCACUAUGGAUGUGGAUGAUGAUGACUUGUGUGAUUUUGAUGAUCAACUCGCACCUUCUAUGGAUGGCCCAGCGAUUCCCUCAAAUUCGGUAAGGGCCGCACCAAUCACAGAUUAUCGCGCGCGCUCGGCUUCCGCCACUCGUCGUGUGGCGCCAACAGUGAAUGGGAAUACUUUGCCCCGCGACAACCGACCACACUCGCUCUCGCUCUCGGCCAACAACAGUGUUAGUCGGUUUCGAUCAAACUCUUAUCCCACUAUCCUUGAAAAUACCGGUUUACGGUCACCUUCCCUCGGUCUCAAUGCGCCUAAUGCGAGUGGUAUUGUCGCAGGAAAUGUGGUAAACAUCGAUAUGUUGCAACCUAUCAUGGAGGGGAAGCCUGUAGCCUAUGAUUUACAGGGCUCCGAAUUAGCGAAAGCGUCAUUUUUUUCUCAGUUACCAUUGAUUAUCAUAUUUCAAUACGGCCUCCUAGCUCUUCACAGCACGGUCCAUGAUCAAGUAUUUAUGUCCUAUCUUGUAUCUAAGCGCGCCCAAGGUGGACUAGGAUUAAGUGCAGGUGACUUUGCACAACUCAUUUUAUCUGUACCCAACGAUGGGUCCACCACUGGGUCGUUUCUCGCACUUGUCUAUGUUUCGAUUUGGGGUAUUGCUACUUAUGUUUUCUUACAUAUCGGUAACCCUCGCGCGGCCGCUCGCCAAAUCAGGUGCUAG
Molecule: messenger RNA, 2289 nt
Organism: Rhizoctonia solani
Lineage: Eukaryota; Fungi; Basidiomycota; Agaricomycetes; Cantharellales; Ceratobasidiaceae
Product: major facilitator superfamily transporter
Exons: 12
Coding region: 1-2289 (762 amino acids)
Biological process (GO): transmembrane transport
Cellular component (GO): brush border membrane
Molecular function (GO): transmembrane transporter activity
Source: RefSeq, a predicted model, not a curated record